Molecule: messenger RNA, 599 nt
Organism: Physeter macrocephalus (sperm whale)
Lineage: Eukaryota; Metazoa; Chordata; Mammalia; Artiodactyla; Physeteridae
Gene: ATP5MG
Product: ATP synthase membrane subunit g
Exons: 4
Coding region: 225-512 (95 amino acids)
Biological process (GO): proton motive force-driven ATP synthesis
Molecular function (GO): proton-transporting ATP synthase activity, rotational mechanism
Source: RefSeq, a predicted model, not a curated record
AGCGGAACGGGGUCCUGCGGCAGGUCCUUCCGGGAGGGUGACAUUCAGCCGGCUCGUCGGCGCGACGGGCUUCCCGUCUUAGAACCAUGGCCCAGUUUGUCCGUAACCUCGCGGAGAAGGCCCCGGCGCUGGUCAGCGGAACCAAUCCAGGGUACCACAGUGCAAUGAGUUGUCUAUCUCUCUAGUCUCCUGUGUGACAGUUUCCCAACCUUUCCUUGCCUUUCAUGACCUUGACAGUCUCAAGAUGUCUGUCUGCUGUGACUUACUCGAAGCCUCGAUUGGCCACAUUUUGGCACUAUGCCAAGGUUGAGCUGGUUCCUCCAACCCCUGCUGAGAUCCCUACAGCUAUUCAGAGCUUGAAAAAAAUUAUCAAUAGUGCUCAAACUGGUAGCUUCAAACAGCUUACAGUUAAGGAAGCUCUACUGAAUGGUUUGGUGGCCACUGAGGUGUGGAUGUGGUUUUAUGUUGGCGAGAUCAUAGGCAAGCGUGGCAUCAUUGGCUAUAAUGUUUGAAGACCAAUCUUUGCUCUGUUAUUUGGGUGUUCUUGGACCGUGUGUGAGCAGACUGCUAUUUGAAUAAAAUAAGACAAUGUGUCAAAA